AUGGCUGUUUCUCCUUUGAUCCCUCCACCUCCACAUGAAGCAAAGGUUACCGAUACACCAAAAAAGACGGAAGUAAAUAGCACAGAGCGUUUACUGCACAAUCAGAACACGAUUCCUUUCUUUCAUUCUACUAAUGAACGCGAGGUUACCGAACAGUUAAAUGAUGAUGUAAGGCACAAGUAUAUCAAAGAUAAAAGGCUUGGUGAAGGUACCUAUGCUGUUGUGUUCCUCGGUCAUCUUCGAACAGACCCGUCGUCGUUCGUUGCUAUAAAGAAGAUAAAGGUCAAUGCUGAAUACAAAGAUGGCCUUUCUAUGGACGCCAUCCGAGAAGUAAAAUAUUUGCAAGAGCUUUCGCACCCCAACAUAAUCGCUCUGCAUGACGUCUUUUCAUCGAAAGAUCAAAAUCUCAAUCUUGUUCUCGAAUAUCUACCCCGAGGCGACCUCGAGAUGUUGAUCAAGGAUACUGAUAUCCAUUACGGUGCUGCUGACGUCAAGGCUUGGAUGGGAAUGCUCGCCAGAGGAGUGUGGUUCUGUCAUGAGAAUUUCGUAUUGCACCGCGAUAUCAAGCCAAAUAACCUUCUUAUUGCGGCGGACGGGGAGGUGAAACUGGCGGAUUUUGGUCUAGCUCGGUCGUUUGCUGAUCCUUACUUGAAUAUGACACACCAGGUUAUUACACGAUGGUAUCGCCCUCCGGAGCUGCUCUUCGGUGCUCGGCAAUACUCGGGUGUUGUUGACGUCUGGUCCAUGGGCAUGGUUUUCGCGGAACUUCUAUUGCGAGUUCCGUUCAUUGUGGGAAACACCGACCUUGAUCAAAUUGCGAAGAUAUGUGAAGCCUUCGGAACCCCGACUGAGGACAACUGGCCUGGUGUAACCAGACUCCCCAAUUAUCUCCCGGCUGAUGCCAAUCAUACUCUACCUGUUCAAGGCCGUGAUUUUUUUCUUAGGCAAUUUCCGACAGCUGGUCCAGUUGGUGCGGAUCUGCUCAUGUCCAUGUGCACCCUUGACCCUAAGAAGCGAAGCACGGCGUGCCAAGUUCUGCAACACGGCUGGUGGUCCAGCGAGCCGAAGCCAACCGACAAGAAAAACCUUCCUCGUAAAACGGAUGGCAUUAAGAAGAUGGGCGCCGACCUGACCAGGCGAGGUGGGGACUUUGAUGAUAAUACAACAUUCAAGAAUGCGGCUCGACAGUUAAAAUUUACCGUGGCCAGAGACUAG
Messenger RNA from Aspergillus homomorphus CBS 101889, 1215 nucleotides. It is a transcript of the gene kin28, whose product is annotated as TFIIH complex serine/threonine-protein kinase subunit KIN28. Gene Ontology annotation, molecular function: cyclin-dependent protein serine/threonine kinase activity; ATP binding; RNA polymerase II CTD heptapeptide repeat kinase activity. Gene Ontology annotation, biological process: protein phosphorylation; positive regulation of transcription by RNA polymerase II. The record is from RefSeq and is a predicted model, not a curated record. NCBI's taxonomy places the organism in Eukaryota, Fungi, Ascomycota, Eurotiomycetes, Eurotiales, Aspergillaceae. Gene Ontology annotation, cellular component: transcription factor TFIIH holo complex; transcription factor TFIIK complex; cytoplasm. The transcript has 2 exons. Bases 1 to 1215 code for a protein of 404 amino acids.